AUGCCCAUCCCCACAAGGUCGCAUUCUCUACGCGAUCCUCUGUCAGCCCAGAGAAGAAAGCCUGCAGGCCAGGAUACAGCGACUCCCACCGGCACCAGUCGACCUGGCCUUACCAGCAGACCCACCCGCACAACCUCCGUAUCGACAGCGUCUGUAAAACCACCUAGCCAUGCCCACACGACCUCUGAAGGAAGCGUGUCCGCUGCAAGCACGCCUGGUCUCACAUCGCGAAGGAGCUUUCUGCCGCGCGGAAACCCUGCCGGUAUUCCCGCCAACAGAACGGUGACCGCCCCGCUGAAAGUUCAGAUCCCAGAACCGCAGACGAAGCAGUCGAGAGAUGCGCAGUCGGGUGUGUCGCCGUCUACACGGGAUAGUGUGUAUUCGCCAGUUAAACGAAGUGGUGGUUCGGCGUCGGCGGCGGAAUCUAGGUUGGGGGAUGGGAAGAACCAGCAGCAGCAGCGAUCAACGGAAGGGUCGAGUUCCGGACAGGCGAAAACAGGUCAUUUACCGACGACGAGAUUGGAUAGAUCGGCUUCUCUGAGGCAGCCGGCUACGUCGAGAGUAGCUUCUGCCACGAUGAGCCAUGCGAGACAUCGGAGCCAGGCUUUCAAUUCGGGGAAUGCGGGACAGGCGGGAACAACGCAUCGGCAGGAUAAAACCGCGACGGACAGCCAGCCGGCGGCUUCGAGGCUUGCUAAACCGCAGUUUAAUACAUAUCAGCAACAUUAUAGUCCGAAAAAGCCGGCGGCCAAACCGUCCAUGAGUAGUUUGUCCAUGGCUGCUGGAGAGAGUAAUGGCGCGGUAUCGUUGCCUCCGCAUGUCCCUCUUUUGCAGACCGAACUGCUCCAGCUAUAUCUCCUGCACUCUCAAGCUCUUCAAACGAAACGACAAUGGGAGACUAGCGCCGAUACCAAGUGUCGAAAGUUACAUGAGUCGGUCGUGACCACUUACCGGUCAGUCCUUUCCGAUGAGCAGUCUAUACAGCAACAUCGCAAUAUAGCAGCAAUCGAUCAGUUUGCGGCUGAGAUUAAAGCGUCCAACAGCCGCUACGACUUCUUGACCCAGAUACAGAUGUUGUCGAAAGUCAUCCUGGAGGUUUCGGACCUUACUGAAUCGCAGGAUGGGAGGUAUAACAUCGCUGUGCGAGAAUUUGAGGAGUGGUCUUCACGCGUAAUGCAGGUCAGGCAGCACAGGUCACAGGCGAAGGGCGAGAAUUCCGCCGCGAUCGAGAAUGGUUUGCGGUUUAUUAAUUCAUUGAGUGAUAGAUGGAGAAACGAUGUGGCUUCCUUGUCGGCGAAACUGGAGCUAUGUUCCCGCGAACUGGAUUGCUUAGAAGUUAUAGGCCCAACUUCGGACGACAAAAGUGCUUCGGAUUAUGACGCUUCUGCAUUGGUGCGAGCUGUCAGGGGACAUAAGGUCUUGAUACAAGCUAUGAUAGAGGAAUUGGAAAUCAUGGCGAAGACUGAGGCUGAAGCGGUGAAGAUGGAGAGGGCAUGGGUGAAGAGAAGAGUUGAAUCUCUCCGGGGACGUAGAUGCGGAGGCGGCGGUGUUGAAUUGGCGAUUCCGGCAUGGAAGCAGCUGUAA
Coccidioides posadasii C735 delta SOWgp is the source of this 1584-nucleotide messenger RNA. RefSeq lists its product as uncharacterized. The record is from RefSeq and is a predicted model, not a curated record. NCBI's taxonomy places the organism in Eukaryota, Fungi, Ascomycota, Eurotiomycetes, Onygenales, Onygenaceae.